Acomys russatus (golden spiny mouse) is the source of this 2439-nucleotide messenger RNA. It is a transcript of the gene Frmd6, whose product is annotated as FERM domain containing 6. Lineage: Eukaryota; Metazoa; Chordata; Mammalia; Rodentia; Muridae. Gene Ontology annotation, biological process: positive regulation of hippo signaling. The coding region runs from base 308 to 2152 and encodes 614 amino acids. The record is from RefSeq and is a predicted model, not a curated record. The transcript has 14 exons. Gene Ontology annotation, cellular component: cytoplasmic side of apical plasma membrane; cytoskeleton.
AGCGGAAGGCGGGGGCGGAGGCGGGGCAGCGGCAGCGUAGGUCUGGCGGCGGCAGUAGGGCUAGAAGCUGCGAGUAGGCUCGGCGCCGCUGGAGCAGACGCCGGUUCCGAGUCGGACGCCUGGCGCUGGCGACUUUGGAGGUCUCCCCGUGGACUUCGUACAGCUAUGAAACCUACAUAGAGGGGCGCCGUGACGCUUCUGUUGGCCAUAUGAUGAAGAGGAGGAGUUGGCUUUGGAGUGCUGGGAGCCUGCACAGUUGCUGAGCACUCAGUGCGCCCAGCCCGACCCCUGGAGAGCCCACUACACAAUGAACAAACUGACUUUCCAGAACAACAGAGUCAUGCAGGACCGCCGCAGCGUGUGCAUCUUCCUUCCCAACGACGAGUCUCUGAACAUCAUCAUAAAUGUUAAAAUUCUGUGUCACCAAUUGCUGGACCAGGUGUGUGACCUGCUCAGGUUAAAGGAUUGUCACCUCUUUGGUCUCAGUGUUAUACAAAAUAAUGAGCAUGUGUAUAUGGAGUUGUCACAAAAGCUUUAUAAGUAUUGUCCAAAGGAAUGGAAAAAGGAGGCCAGCAAGGGCAUUGACCAGUUUGGGCCUCCCAUGAUCAUCCAUUUCCGGGUGCAGUACUAUGUGGAGAAUGGAAGACUGAUCAGUGACCGGCUUGCAAGGUACUAUUACUACUGGCACCUGAGGAAGCAAGUGCUGCAUUCUCAGUGUGUGCUCAGAGAGGAGGCCUACUUCCUGCUGGCAGCCUUCGCACUGCAGGCCGAUCUUGGGAACUUCAAAAGGAGCAAGCACGUAGAGAAUUACUUUGAGCCGGAGGCUUACUUCCCCGCAUGGGUUGUUUCCAAGAGGGGAAAGGAAUACAUCCUGAAGCACAUUCCAAACAUGCACAGGGACCAGUUCGCGCUGACGGCCUCCGAGGCUCAUCUGAAAUACAUCAAAGAGGCCGUCCGACUGGACGACGUCGCCAUCCACUACUAUCGACUAUACAAGGAUAAAAGAGAAGUUGAAGGCUCAUUGACCCUAGGAUUGACCAUGCGUGGAAUACAGAUUUUUCAGAAUCUAGAAGAAGAGAAACAGUUGCUGUAUGAUUUCCCCUGGACAAAUGUUGGGAAGUUGGUGUUUGUGGGCAAGAAGUUUGAGAUUUUGCCAGAUGGCCUUCCCUCUGCCAGGAAGCUGGUCUACUACACAGGGUGUCCCACCCGCUCCCGCCACCUCCUGCAGCUGCUGAGCAACAGCCACCGCCUCUACAUGAACCUGCAGCCCGUCUUGCGCCAUCUCCGCAAGAUGGAGGAGAACGAAGAGAAAAAGCAGUACCGGGAAUCUUACAUCAGCGACAACCUGGACCUUGACAUGGACCAGCUGGAGAAGCGGUCACGUGCCAGCGGGAGCAGCGCGGGCAGCGUGAAGCAUAAGCGCUUGUCUCGCCACUCCACGGCCAGCCACAGCAGCUCCCACACCUCAGGCAUCGAGGCAGACACCAAGGCCCGGGACCCAGGGCCAGAAGACAGCUGUCCAGGCAGCGCCAUGCACCGCAAGCUGAAGACCUGCAGCUCCAUGACCAGCCACGGCAGCUCCCACACCUCAGGGGUGGAGAGCGGAGGCAAAGACCGCCUGGAGGAGGACUCGCAAGACGACGAAAUAGAGAUGUUGGUCGAUGACCCGAGGGACCUGGAGCCCAUGACUGAAGAGUCACUGGAAGUCAGCCCUGACAUGUGCAUCUACAUCACGGAGGACAUGCUCCUGUCCAGGAAGCUGAAUGGGCACUCAGGGUUAAUUGUGAAAGAAAUCAGUUCUUCCACCUCCAGCUCUUCAGAAACAGUUGUGAAGCUUCGAGGACAGAGCACCGACUCCCUUCCACAGACAAUAUGUCGAAAACCAAAGACUUCCACUGACCGACACAGCCUGAGCCUCGACGACAUCAGAGUGUGCCAGAAGGACUUCCUGCGCAUUGCAGGCCUGUGUCAGGACACUGCUCAGAGUUACACGUUUGGGUGCGGCCACGACCUGGAUGAGGAUGGCCUCUACUGCAACAGCUGCUUGGCUCAGCAGUGUGUCAACAUCCAAGAUGCUUUUCCAGUCAAAAGAACCAGCAAAUACUUCUCUCUGGACCUCACUCACGACGAAGUCCCGGAGUUUGUUGUGUAGGCCCCGCUGCGGGGCAGCUGCUGUCUGCUGCAGGCUGUGGCGUCUGAGGUUCUUUACAUACUAUUUGUGCCAUAUUUUCCUCACCCCCAAACUUAGCUCUUUCUUUAUAAUCUUCAUGAUGGAAACAAAAGCCUUGGGACAAUUGCACUUUAAGUAUUAUGCAGAGGUAAGGGAAACAGAGAAUGUAAAAGGAAGUGCCCAGAUGUUUAUAGACCCUUUGGAAGGAGGUGUGCUUUCCAGCCUACCCAGCUUCCAGACUAUUAGACUGUGCUGUGUGUUCACCUAAU